AUGCUAAUAUGCUUUGCUGUUGGAAUUUCUAACCUCUUUCGUGUUCCAUCUAUCAUACUUGCGUUCAGCAUAGUAUGCCUAGCCUGUUCCCCGGUCAUCCUGUUUAUCGAGGUACCACUGCUCCUGCGCAUCUGCCCUACUUCGUCCAAGUUUGACGCUUUCAUCCGCCGUUUCGCGUCCAACACAAUGCGUGGAGUUAUCUACCUUGCCAUGAGCGUCAUUCAGUGGCUCAGUCUUGUGUCAAAGGAAGCUACGAGCUUGAUUGCGGCAGCCGUUUUCCUUCUCUUUACCGCCAUCUUCUAUGCUCUAGCUGCUGCUAAGGGCCAGGAAUUUACCGGAAGUAAGACCCUUGGUGGACAAGGCGUUGCGCAAAUGAUGGUCUAA
Molecule: messenger RNA, 384 nt
Organism: Trichophyton benhamiae CBS 112371
Lineage: Eukaryota; Fungi; Ascomycota; Eurotiomycetes; Onygenales; Arthrodermataceae
Exons: 2
Coding region: 1-384 (127 amino acids)
Biological process (GO): vesicle-mediated transport
Cellular component (GO): Golgi membrane
Source: RefSeq, a predicted model, not a curated record